This is a messenger RNA of Betta splendens (Siamese fighting fish), 1690 nucleotides long. It is a transcript of the gene uchl1, whose product is annotated as ubiquitin carboxyl-terminal esterase L1 (ubiquitin thiolesterase). The coding region runs from base 216 to 842 and encodes 208 amino acids. Gene Ontology annotation, molecular function: cysteine-type deubiquitinase activity. Gene Ontology annotation, biological process: protein deubiquitination; ubiquitin-dependent protein catabolic process. NCBI's taxonomy places the organism in Eukaryota, Metazoa, Chordata, Actinopteri, Anabantiformes, Osphronemidae. The transcript is spliced from 9 exons. Gene Ontology annotation, cellular component: cytoplasm. The record is from RefSeq and is a predicted model, not a curated record.
GUCAACUUCAACUGACAGCUGCUCAGCAGUGAGUGGAGAAGACGGUGUGCAACUUGCGGCGUCGAUCUGAGCACUGUUGAAAAAAAAAAAAAUAAAUAAAAAAUGGAGUGGACCGCGAUGGAGAUCAACCCCGAGAUGCUGAACAAGGUGGGUAGCAAACGUCAGCGAGCGCGUGGUAAUGGCGGCGUGUCGGUAACGGCGCCGCUCACGUGUCGAUGAUGACCAGGCUGGGCGUGGGUGGUCGCUGGCGCUUCGCUGACGUGCUGGGACUCGACGCCGACCAGCUGACCGCCGUCCCCAAACCGUGCUGUGCCCUGAUGCUCCUCUUCCCGCUGACACAACAGCUCGAGUCUUUCAGACAGCAGCAGGCGGAUAAGGCUGCAGCAGAAUCUGCUGUUUAUUUCGUGAAGCAGACUGCGUCCAAUUCAUGUGGCACCAUCGCCCUGCUGCAUACAGUGGCCAAUAACAAGAGCAAAAUGACUUUUGAUGAAGACUCUAUCUUGAAGAAAUUUCUAGAUGAGACUGAAAACAUGUCUGCUGAUGACCGUGCCAAACAUCUGGAAAACAACAAGGCAAUCCAUGAGGUCCACAAUGAGAUUGCAGCACAGGGCCAGUGCAGGCCUGAAGCUGACAAAGUUAACUUUCACUUUAUUGCCUUUGCUGAUGUAAAUGGAGAACUUUAUGAAUUUGAUGGAAAAAUGAAUGGCCCUGUGAACCAUGGAGCCACCAAAGAUGAUUCCUUUAUUUUGGACGCAGCCAAAGUGUGCCGUGGAUUUGUGGAAAGGGCACAAGGCGAGCUCCGCUUCUCUGCAGUUGUUCUUUGUCAGUCAGAAUCUCAGUAAACCAAAACUGGAAGCCAAAGUGUCCUGGAUUUAUAAGGCAAACACAAUCCUUAGACACUCACAAUGACAUGUGAACACAUACAGUAAAUUUGCAGGCACUAUAAAGCACAUUGUUUCCACGUAGUGUAAUCUUGUCUCCUGAACAAAUCAUUCUUUGGCAUUAGUGCACACAUGCACAAAACCUUUUGAUUCAACAGUAACUGAUACAAGCCUUUUUGUGACACCUUUAGCAGUAAAAACUGUACAAGGUCAAAUCUCACUGCCGCUGUGUGCAUGUGUUUGUCUUUGUGUGUAUAUGUCCGUGCAUUUGUAACACACUCAAGAUACUUAAAAUACCUUUUGUGCCAAGUGAAAAGGAAAAGGCAGGAAACCUUCCUCCUUCCUUCAAAUGCCUUUUGUCACUCUGGUUGAUUUAAUAAGUCAUUUAAUGUUCCCCAGAACAGCCCAAAUGUAUCUAUAGGAAUAUUUUGACCAUAGUUUGACACAUGCAUGACACCUUCUCAGUUCUGACUUUUUUUUUUUUUUUUGAGAAAUUGCAUUAUCUUUAUUUACUGUUAUAAAAUGAAUGUGACAUGACUACUGUUAGUAUUUAGAAACUGCUACAGUUGAAUCGUUUUUGCACUUUGAAAAUGUUUGCAUAAAUCCCCAAAUACAUGGUUACUGUGCCACUGGAACUGGGAUGCAGAAGGGGCCCCUCCAGGUUAAGUGCUACUGUACAUUGGCUUCCUGUGCAGUGUGACUAGUUAGCUUGUGGUGAAAUACUUUACCAGUUUGCACUUUCUAAUAUGUUGCUGUAGUUCUGUGGGUUAAGCAGCUGUGAGAAUUCAAUAAAACAACCAUUACACCAA